CUCGCACACGCAACCGGCACGAGCUCACACACACACGCGGUGACACGAGCUCCCACGCGCCGUGGCACGAGCUCACGCACACAGUGACAGGAGCUCAGACAGAGCGACACGGACUCAUGCACAAUGACACGAGCUCACACGCAGCGGCACGGGCUCACGCACACAGUAGUGGCACGGGCUCACACGCACAGUAGUGGACACGGCCUCACGCACACACAUACGCAGUCACACAAAGUAGACGCACGGUAGACAGACAGUCGUACACCAGCACACACACACGCGCACGCGGACACAAGUACGGGCACGCGCAGACUGACACAUUCACAGACAACAGCAACAACCGCCAUUCGCGACUAAGUGGCGGUGAAGUCACCACGACGCUUGUGCCAGGCUAUGUGCACGUUGAGGCCACGUGAAGUGUCGAACGCCCGCCGGCAGGAGGUCACGGGGCAGACCCAGCAGGUGCCACGGGUCGACUGACAGACACACACGCAGUCACCCUUACACGCGCACAGACGCACGCACACGCGCAGGUGGACGCAGUCACUCGCGCACCCGACACCGAGUCCGGGCGACUCGGUCAACUUCGACGAGGAGCGAGGCGGUGGCUCGUUGAUUCAAAGCCGCUCAAGCGGCUCCUGCCUCGGCCGCCGCUACCGCCGCCACGAAGUCCUCUCUCCCCGAGGUGCCCACGUGCCCCGAGACCGCGGGGGUGGCGACGAUGCCGAGGCGAGCGCGCAAGGGAGCUCGACUCUGCGAGGAACCGGGGGCGCGGUGAUCGAGGCCGGGGGGGGCGGCGGGGGUUGGUCCCGGUUGCCUGGACCCCUCGAUCAGGGUCCGGCUGGGGUCCGGCUGGGGUCUCUCGGUGGGUAAAGGGAGUUGAACCCUGGUGAGGAGGGGUCAAGACGCGGACCCCCGUGGCUGGCAGCGGCGGAGGUGGUCACGGACAGGGGGGGGCGGAGGGGUGCCCUGGGAGGCGUCGGAGGCCGGGCGGCGAGGGGAGCGACUCAGGCAUGUCUCUGUCGUUCGCUGGCCUCUCACUCGUGCUCGCUGUGACUCUGGCGCUGGGAGUGACGCGUGGAGACGGGACGUGCGCCAUCACCAACCCCAUCGCCUCGGGGUUCGCCUCCACCAUCGCCGAGCUGAGCAACAACCUGCCUCGAGACUACGUGGUGACGGCGCUCUCCGUCCACCCCGGCGUCAUGGAGAAGGACGUGUGCAGGGCGCUGAGGGCCCUGCUGGUGCUGCGGCCCACCCUGCAGAGGCUGCAGGAGAAUGUGGAGGAGCGCACGCUGAUCUACAACAGCACGCGCACCCUGCUCAGCAGUCUCGCCUUCUACGGAUACGUGCACUUCAGCGGCUUGCCGCUGGCGUGCACGACCUCCUCCUCCAUGCCUCAGCGGAGCUUCUUCUCGCGCCUGCGCUCCGACAUGGAGGCGGCGUCGCGCGCGCUCGACUCGAGCUGCCCGUUCGACGACCCCGGGCGGGACGUGGCGUGCGGGCCGCCCGCGUGCCCCCCCCGCCACGGCGAGGCGGGGCGCGCCGUCGACUCCGCGGCGACGGCGAGUGACUCGGGCACAGACCACAGCCAGGCCGGGUCGGGAGGUGGUGGCGCGGGUGGCACGCUCGGCACCAUGCUGCUGCUCGGCCUGAUGAGCGCGCUCUCGUCGCUGCUGCUCGGCAUGCUCCUGGGCUGGCUCAUAGCCCGCAAGCAAGCACGAUCAAGAAAGCAAGCGCCACAGGCCCCAGAAGGAGACCCGCUGAGGCGACAGAGACAGGCGGACGAACGCGAAACGACGCGCCCGGAGACGCGUCGCCUGGAGACCUCCGAGAAGGGGCCGCCGGAGAAAGAAAAAAAAAACGGCCCCGUCGUCGGUAACCUCGUGGCGCGGCUCGGACCGACUCGCACGACGAGAGACCCGGGGGGCGGUCGUCGAUGCAGCGUCCGCAAACUUCGAAGCGGCGGCCGCGGAGAAGCGGAGCGCUGGAGGAAGGGGACAAAGAUGCCCGCCGUGUAG
Molecule: messenger RNA, 2018 nt
Organism: Lethenteron reissneri (Far Eastern brook lamprey)
Lineage: Eukaryota; Metazoa; Chordata; Hyperoartia; Petromyzontiformes; Petromyzontidae
Source: RefSeq, a predicted model, not a curated record